UGAAUGAAAUUAGCUCCAAAACAUUGACUAGCCGCUAGCAAUAUCGAUAUUUUAUUUUUCCGCGUAAUAACAUUUGUUACAGCAUGUGACUCACUGUAAACAUGACCUAGGAUUUAUGACGCGACUACAGAAGCCCCACUCCCUAUUAUUGUGUUUAGACAUAGUAACAGUGUCACGCAAUGCACCAUGGAAGUGGAUCGCAGAAUAUGCAACGACAGCUCCAAAGAUCCAAGUCUGUCAGCGGGUCUGAAGCAGAGGAGCCGCAACAGCAGCAGCCGAACAUGGCAACGACGCAGCAGCAAGCUACAGUUAACCACCCUCAAUCACCCGUGACCACGUUUUCCUCCGCUGCCAGCCCGUCAGCCCCUCAAUCGCCCAAUUAUCAAAUAAUCAUGAGUCGUAGCCCGGUCACAGGCCAGAACAUGAACAUCACUUUACAAAAUGUGGGACAGAUGGUUACUGGUAACCAGCAGAUCACCCUUACUCCACUCCCAAUACAGAACCCAUCAUCCCCUGGCUUCCAGCAUAAUACACCUCAGUGGAGGUUUGAGCAUGCACCAUCCUCCUAUAUUCAGGUUACCUCACCUGUGCCCCAACCCUUGCAGCCCCAAAGCCCCACCCAGCACAGCCCAGUCGCUCUGCAAGGAGUAAGACCAGGAGCACCCACAGCAGCAUUGGGUGUGUGUGGACAGAGUCCAACACGAUUUGUUGACGCUGGUAUGUUAGUGCGACAAAUCAGUUUAAGCAGUCCAACAGGAAGUGGCCACUUUGUUUACCAGGAUGGCACGGGAUUGGCUCAGAUUGCCCCUGCCACACCAGGCCAGGUACAGCUGGCCUCUGCAGGAGCACCAGGCUCUGUGAGGGAACGCCGUCUCUCUCAGCCUCACUCACAGACUGGAGGCACCAUCCACCACCAUGGACCUCAAAGUCCAGUGGCCACUGGAGCUGUUCUCCCCACACUGGGGAGCCCUGGUCACAUUACCACUUCCAACCUACCUCCACAGAUCAGCAGUAUCAUUCAAGGACAGCUGGCACGCCCUAUGAUAUUUGAGAAGACAACACAGGGUAUGGUAGCUGGAGUCGGUACCACUGCCACAGCAACUUUCAGUAUACCCUCCUCCAUUCCACCUUCUAGCCCAUCCCUCACCAGUCAAGCCCAGGGGAUGGCCAAUAAUCCACUUGCAACCACCAGCAUCUCUGUGGGCACCGUGAAGAAGCUACUUCCCAAGAAGUUAGAGGAAAUUGCUCCUUCUACACCAGAGAUUGCCCAGCUGAGAAAACAGUUCUUGGAGCACCACAACAAGAAGAUGGAUAACCUAAAGGAAGUGUUCAAAGAAUAUCUGAUCGAGCUUUUCUUUCUGCAACACCUCCAAGGGAACAUGAUGGACUACGUAGCUUUUAAGAAGAAGCCCUGUGUUCCUUUGUAUACUUACUUGAGACAGAACGACUUGGACCUUGAAGAUGAAGAGGAGGAAGAAGAGCAGUCGGAGGUCAUUAAUGAUGAGGUAAAGGUUGGUACAGGAAAGGAUGGCCAAGCAGUUACACCAGUUGCCAUAGCAACCCAACUGCCUGCUAACGUCUCUGCAGCUUUCUCCACCCCACAGCAGUUUCAGGGACAUCAAACUGUCGCUGGCACCAUGGCAAACCCAGGAGACAUGGAUGCCUUUAAGAGGCAACAGGCUAUGGUGCAAGCAGGCGGGAUGCCUCCUACUCCUCAAGUGGUCCAGAUUGCAGGACAGAAGCAGAGCCAGCCACAGUAUGACCAUUCCAAAGGACCUCCAGUGCAGAACGCAGCCAGCCUGCACACCCCGCCUCCCCAGCUGCCGAGCAGGUUACCCCAAGGUGGCCUCCCAAUGCCAGGCCUGUCCAUGACGCUCUCUCAGCAGACUCAGUUAGUGGAGAAUACAGCUCAGCCUGGUGGUCACCUUCAGGCACAGGUGAAGAUGCAGGCAGGUGGGCCUGUCCUUGGUACAGUUAACCCCCACACCCAGCUGCAGGCCCAGCUGCAGCAGCAGAUGCAGCCUGGUCUUCAUCUUCAGUUGCAACCUCAGCAGCAACAACCCCAGGCCAUACUACAGUCAGGACAAGCGACGGUGGCACUGGCUCGACCAGGUGCAGAUUCAAACCAGCCAGUUCAGAGGAUAUUAACCAACUCUAUAUCCAUGACAACCAUUUCUCCUGCUCCCCUCUCUACUCCCAACUCUGUUACAACCCCCCACCUCGCAAGUCCUCUCCGUCCUCUUGGCCCUAACAUUAACCCAAGCACGCAGUCCAAACUGACUGGAACCAAUGGUAUAUCUACUGUAAAAAUAGGUGGCUUUGGUCAAACAGCGACUAUGCAGUCACAGGAGGGUUCUCAGGAUAAGCAAGUUGAACAAGCUAAACUGGAGGGUCAAGUGCAUCAACGCAUCUCUGAGCUAAGGAAGGAGGGCCAGUGGUCAGCCAGUCGACUUCCCAAGCUUGUGGAAGCCACGCGUCCAAAGUCCCACUGGGACUACCUCCUGGAGGAGAUGCAGUGGAUGGCAGCUGACUUUGCCCAGGAGAGAAGAUGGAAAGAGGCUGCUGCUAAAAAGCUUGUUCGCACAUGUGCCCGUUACCAUCAAGAGCAGAAGAAAAGUGAAGAGAGGUCCAAGGAAGAAAGGGAACUCCAUCUUCGUCACAUUGCUAGCACAAUUGCCAGAGAGGUGGAAUUCUUCUGGUCCAACAUUGAGCAGGUUGUGGAAAUUAAACUCCAGUUUGAAAUUUACGAGAAGAGGCUCAAAACACUCAGCUUGAAAAAAGCCCCGGCUAAAGCACCAGGUCAGUCGACUGGAGAGAACAUUGAUAAAGAGGAGGCGGCCACAUCAACAAAGAAAAGAAAAUUAAAUGUGUCCUUGUUUGAUGAAGAAGUGCCUGAUGAAGUGAGCACCAUAGAGGAACAGGAGGCAAUGGAAGGAGAAGCAGACCACAAGUCGGAGUUGGUUGACCUUGCAAAAAAUGCUGAGAUUCCUCUGGACACUUUGAUGAAGCAGUAUGCCGGUGCCUAUGCUGACAGCUUUGAGUGGCCUCGGCCAAGUCCAAGUCCUAGUGAUGAGGAAGACAUGGAAGAGACUGAAGAAACGGAGAGUCCUGUGGGGAGUCCACCUGAAGCUGUGUUGAUUGACUCGCUGCUGAGCGUGGAUCAGUACCGUGGAGCUGACAAAGCCACUUCCUGUGGCACGAGUGGGAAAGCUGCCAGAGACAUUGCGGAAGUGGCUGCAGCCACAGAGCUCAUCCUACCUAAAGGCAGCUUCAGGACCACCUCCUCAUCCCGGAGCCAAGCUCCUUUUCUUCUUCAUGGGUCGUUACGAGAGUAUCAGCAAAUCGGUGUGGACUGGAUGGUAAACCUUCACAAGAAGCACCUCAAUGGAAUUCUUGCUGAUGAGACGGGUCUUGGCAAGACUGUACAGACAGUGGCUUACAUGGCCCACUUAGCUGGCCAAGAGGGCAUCUGGGGACCCCACCUUGUUGUGGUGAGAACAUGCAAGUUGCUAAAUUGGGAGGUUGAGUUCAAGCGUUGGUGCCCCGGCCUGAAGAUUCUCCUGUACCUCGGCAACAGAAGGGAGCGCAGAUCCAAGAGAAUGUGGUGGGGGGAAGCCAACAGCUUCCAUGUAUGUGUGACAUCCUACAAGCUGCUUAUAAAAGACCAGAGUCAUUUUCUCAGGAGAAAGUGGAGGCACCUGGUCCUGGAUGAGGUGCAGCUCAUUAAAAACAUGACUGAAAAACACUGGGAAACAGUCUUUGCUCUCAGGAGUGAGCAGAGGAUUCUUCUCAUCAACACUCCUCUGCAGAAUACUCUGAAGGAGCUGUGGACCAUGAUCCACUUCCUUCUACCAGGAAUCACCAGGUCCUACUCUGACUUCCCUGUUAAGGCAGGAACAGACCAGAACCAGGACUACUGCCACAAACUGGUCAUUCGCCUGCAUAGGAUGAUCCAGCCGUUCAUCCUGAGACGAUCCAAAAGGGAUGUUGAAAAACAACUGCCCAAGAAGUACGAGCACAUCCUAAAGUGCCGCCUCUCCAACAGACAGAAGAGUCUUUAUGAGGAUAUCCUCACUCAACCAGGAGCUCAGGAAGCACUGAAGACAGGUCAUUUUGUCAGCGUGCUUCAGGUUUUGAUGCAGUUACAGCGAGUGUGUAACCACCCUGAGCUGGUAGUUCCCAGAGAAACCAGAAGCUCCUACUUCAGGUCCUCUCUGCAGUUCAGUGUCCCAUCAUUGGUGCUGGGAGCUCUACAAAAUGACUCAAAUAAGACUGUGAACCUGUCCAUAUUUGAUCUGAUCAAUAAUGAGAGCACACUGAGUCGGUACCAGACUGAGGAGGUGGUACCGAAACUGAAAGUCACUCAGCAGCUCAUAGAGGAGAUCCACACGGCUCCAGAUCCUCCACCACGACCCAAACAAUGUCCGAUAAAACCCAUGAGAUUAUUCCAGCCAGUGCAGUAUGGGACAAAGCCAGAAGGUCGCCUUGCUGCCAUCACAAGUGCAGCAGGCCAGCGUCCUCUGAGUUCCCCUGCUACUACCUCUGCUUCCACCACCAGCCAAUCGGCACAGAGCAGGGGCAAGCCCCCCAUCACAACUGCAACUACUACCCCCACUUCUCAUGGUGGAGAUGUGGUGAAGAUUGCUCAGCUGGCGAACAUAGCAGGCAGUCAGAAUCGUAUCUCCCAGCCAGAGACUCCUGUCACUCUGCAGUUUCAGGGCAACAAGUUCACGUUGUCCCCGAGCCAGCUCCGCCAGCUCACCACCGGACAGCCUUUGCAGCUCCAAGGUACACUCGGAAACAUCCUGCAGAUUGUGUCGGCACCAGGUCAGCAGAUCAUCAGGCCCCAGGGAUCCAUGGUGAUGCAAACCAUACCACAAGCUGUUCCCGCCUCCAAUGCCUCAUCUUCCCCUGGGACACCUCACCCUGGCCUGACAACAGCCCAACAAGCAACGGGUGUGACUACAAAUGCCACAUCAGCCCCCAACAAGCUCACUCCUGCAGCUCAUGCUGGCUCUCAAGAGUCCUCAGAAGAAAAGACUCAGCAACUGAAGGAGCGUUUGAGUCGCCUGUUUGAAGCAAAUGAGCGACGCUGCAGCCGCAGAGUAUUGUAUGGGACAGACCUGCUGCAGGCGUGUACUCUGACCUCAGAGCCAGGUCACUCUGCCCUUACAGCGGGAGGCUGGAGGUGGGUGGGCAGAGAGAGCUGCCUCAGGGCUCAGAGAACCUGCAUAGCUACCACCUCGACACUGCGGUCCACUCUGCUCUCUGUGGAGGAUCGACUGGAGGCUGCCAACGGCCUUAUCAAGAGGUUGGUAUGUGUGGUGCCUCCAGCUGCUGCUCCACCUCCUCACCUGUAUGCAGUCAAUCCCCCGGUUCCCUACAGCCUCGAGCAUAAGUCUCUUUGCUGUCGGCUAAAAGAGGCCUCUGCCCCCCACAGUGCAGAUGUCCACCACUUAACGUCCAGGAGUCUCUUCCCGUCUCCUGAUAUGCAGCUAAUGCAGAUGGACUCAGGUAAACUUGAAGCUCUUGCCAUUCUGCUGCAGAAGCUUAGGUCAGAGAGCCGCCGUGUCCUCAUCUUCACUCAGAUGGUGAAGAUGUUAGACAUCCUGGAGGCGUUCCUCGAUCACAGGCAGCUCACCUAUGUGCGGCUUGAUGAAAGCUUCACUCCUGACGAACGACAGGAGAAUAUGAAGAAGUUCAACAGGAACAGGCAGGUUUUCUGUAGCAUCCUGACCAACCGCUGCUGCUCUGCAGUCGGGACAGUGUUUGAUGCAGAUACCAUCAUCUUCUAUGACACGGACCUCAAUCCCAGCAUGGACGCCCGCACCCAAGAGUGGUGUGACAAAAUAGGACGGUCCAAGGAUAUACACAUAUACAGGUUGGAGAGUGGAAAUUCGAUCGAAGAGAAGUUGUUAAAAAACGGCACCAAGGACCUGAUCAGAGAGGUGGCUGCUCAGGGAACUGACUACACCUUGGCAUUCCUCACACAACGGACAAUCCAGGAUCUGUUUGAGGUGGAGGCAGGGUCAGGGGAGAAGGUGGAGGAGUUUGUGGUUCUUCACCAAGAACCCUCGGCCUCUGAAGCCAUAUCUCCCAGAGUGGCAAGACCCUACAUCCAAGCUCUCCACAGCAUUAAUCUAGAUGCUCUGCCAGAGGAGGAGAAGCAGCAGCAGCAAGAGGAAGAGGAGAAGUUAGCAGGCAAAGACUCAGCAGAAGACAACCAAGAGUCCGAGAGCCAAGCUAAAGAAGAGCCUGCUCAGAUUGAGGAGCUAAAUGCAGUCAUGGAACAGCUCACACCAAUUGAACGGUAUGCCCUUCAUUACCUUGAGUACCUCCACAUCAGUGAUGAUGAAACUGCUCUCAAGGAGCGUUUGGAGAGCUCUAAGAGAGGCUGGGAGCUGCAGCAGGUGCAGAAGCUGAAAGAGGAGGCGGUGGAGGAGGAGGAGCGGCAACUGAUGGAGGGAGAUGAAGAGCUCUUCACCUACACCAGAGAGGAUGCCUACAACAUGGAGUAUGUUUUUGAUGCAGAAGAUGGACAUACAGAAAUAAUGCCGCUUUGGACUCCACCUACACCUCCACAGGAUGACAACGACAUUUACAUCGACUCUGUAAUGAUGCUGAUGUAUGACACCACACCCAUGCCAGAGUCCAAGCUGCCUCCUGUCUACAUCCGCAAGGAGCACAAGAGACUCAAGAUGGAUCCUUCAGCAGCUGCUAGAAAGAAGAAGAAAGGCCACGGGGAGACGGUCAUUCCCCCACGCUCCCUUUUCGAAAAGGCCAGUAUGCUUAAAGUUCGCCGUGAAGGCAAGGACCAGAAAAAGAACUUCUCCCUCAAGCAGCAGGCACCGUUUGCCAAGCCGUUACCGUCGCUUGUUAAACCUGUUAUGGAGGCCAGCCAGGACAACCCCGAGUGGCUCAUCAGUGAGGACUGGGCUCUGCUUCAGGCCGUAAAGCAGCUACUGGAGUUGCCGCUGAACCUGACGAUUGUGUCUCCUGCCCACACUCCGAACUGGGAUCUGGUGAGCGAUGUAGUGAACUCCUGCAGCCGCAUCUACCGCUCGCCCAAACAGUGUCGCAACCGCUACGAGAAUGUCAUCAUUCCCAGAGAGGAGGGCAAGUUGGUGUAUGAGGCAAACCCCAAGAAGAAAACCAAGAGCAUAUACAAGUCCAAGAACAGUCGUCCUCUAAGGACCUGUCAGAUCUAUACACAGGACGACAAUGCAACUCACAUUCAGCUCUACAACAGCCGUUUUGAACUCAUGAAGAUCAUCGCCAGUAAACGGAGUCCGCCAAUAAAACCACUACUCGGAAUGAAUCCAUUCCAGAAGAAUCCCAAACAUGCAUCUGUCUUGGCAGAAAGUGGGAUCAGCUACGACAAGCCUCUCCCCCCCAUUCAGGUCGCUUCUCAACGUGCUGAGAGGAUUGCCAAGGAGAAAAAGGCCCUUGCAGAGCAGCAGAAGGCUCAGCAACUGGCACAGCAGACGACUGGAGCUCCUCAGGCCCAGGCUGCACCCGGUCUGGCCGGGGCUGCUGCUGCUGGCGGGACUCAGGCUCUGGUCCCCCAGGCUGCUGCAGUGACCGGAGCCACAACUGUGCCAAAUGCAGCAGUUCUGGCUGGAGCCAUAAAAAACGCCACCGUAGGCACAACCCUUCAGGCCGCCACUGUAGGGGGGAAUGUGAUUGUGAACACAGUAGCUGGAGUUCCUCCAAGUCCCUUCCAGGCCAACAAACGCCUGGCAUCUCCAGUCAUACCAGGCACCCUGUCUCCUGCCAGUGCACCUGGAGCCCAGUUGGUCCACGCUCAGCAAAGAGCUGUCACGGCUGCUCCUGCAGAAGUAGUCGCCAUAGCAACAGGCCAGGGUGUUCGAGCCGUUACCCCAGUGACAGCAUCUGCGGUAGUUUCUACCACUCUGAGCCCAGUGCAGACACAGACUCGCCCGCUGGUCGCUCAGGUGACACCAGCCCCAGGUAUGCAACUGCCGCAAGGAAAGUCUCUCACCCCAGCCCACCUGCAGAUGCUCCGUCAGCAGCAACAGCUGCAGCAGCAGCAGGCUGCUUCCCCACAGAUCAAAGCUGCGGGAAAACCUCAGGAGCUGAUGAAGAUGCACAAGCAUAAGUUGCAGCAGCAGGUGGCCGCAGCAGUUGCAGCAGCAGCUCAGGGGCAACAAGCAGGGGCCCAGCAGGCCGCCCAGGUUCAGCCUGGACAGGCCGCCCAAGCCAAUCCUCAGCUAGCAGCUGUGGCAGCGGUCAGACCUGGAGCAGUACUGACUGGCACCACUGUGGCAAACCUGCAGGUGGCCAGACUGACUCGAGUGCCCACCCAGGGUCAGCUCCAGGCCCAGGCAGGACAGACGGCCCAAGUGACCCUCACCAAGCCUCCGGUGGUCUCUGUGCCAGCUGUGGUUUCAUCAGCUGGUGUCACCACGCUGCCAGUCACCGUGGCAGGCAUCAGUGUGGCUAUUGGCCAGGCCCAGAAAACAGGCGGGCCUGUGCUGACGCCGUCCUUCCCCCAGAUGCAGGUCCAGCAGCUGCUUCAGAUGAAGAAGCAGCAGCAGCAGGCGGCGGUUCAGGCUGCAGCCGCCGCUCAGCAGAAAGCAGGGCAGCCUCAGCAGGGACAGGCCACGGUGCAGCAGAAGGUGACGGUGCAGGCGGCUCAGCCAGCCCAGCAGGCGCAGCAGAAGGUGACCUACGCUGCCACCACCCAACUCCAACCAGGGAUCAAGACCCAGUUCUUCACAUCUAUCGCCCAGGCUCAGAAGCCCACGGGGGCCCAACAGAUCCAGGUGGCUAAGCUCCCACAAAUAGUGCAGCAGCAGCCGACCGUUGCUAAUAUUCAACAAAUCGUGUCUUCUCCUCAGCAGAUCCAGGCUCAGACCGUCACUCUGACCCAGGCCGCCACAUCAGCUCCUGCUCAGGUGCAGAUGAUUCCCGCUGGGACGACGACAGCGCAGGUGGUCCAGCAGAAGAUCCUCCAGCAGCAGGUGGUGACCGCAGCCGCCUCGCCGCAGAUCCAGACGCCUCCUUCCCACAGCCCUGCACAGCAGCCCGCGGCCUCUGCUGCAGAGUCUCCUGCACAGCAACCAGCUCCGCCCCAACAGCCCACCAAGGGUCAGGCUCGACAGGGGGGCAUCAGAGCCAAAACUCCUGCCAAGCCCAGCAGCUAGGAGAGUCACACUGAGGAAACUGGAUUUGUCAGUGGUUUUUUUUGCAGUAUACACAUUACAGUACAGUUGUGCUGAAGCAUUCUUCUGCAUCUCACAGCAGCUGAGGGCAGAAUCAGACGUUUCUCCACAUCCGAAACCAAACCAGACCUUAAAUCUGAACCUGAGCGCGGCUCGACACAACAUAACUCAUUUCACCUAAACAGUUCGGGCAGAUCAGUCUCUGCUCUCCUGGUGAGAUUUAUAAUUUUUCAUUACUGAAUCAACAAUGUUGAUGUUGUCUUUAUUUGAUCCAUGAAUUGUGGAAUGUUUCUUGAAAUUUGUAUAACUUAAAAAAAAAAUCCCCCCCCACGGCUGCGACCCAGCUCAUCCAACGACAGACACAAAGUGAUGCCUUCAAAGUGAUGAUUCAAAUGUUACUCAGCAGAUGUGAGGCUGAUGUUUGUGGGUAUUUCAGAGUUGGGGGAAUGAGCUGUCCGUUAGAAUAAGUGUAUUCAUAAAUAGUCCCUUUUAUGUCUAAUUCCCUUGUUGUCUAUAGAUAGAUGAAUGGAGAAUAAUGCACGUUCCUUUAGUCAUUUGUUUUUUAUUGCAGCAAAUACACUGUAAACAUGUACUUUAGUAUUUUGUGUUUUCUCAUAAAUUGUCUUUUUUUAUUGAUGUCAAAGGAAAAAAUGUAAAUAUCAACAAAAACAUUUGUACUUGUAAAGUAGUUGUGUUUUCAUUGGGUUUUUUCAGCUAAUUGUAAUAAAGUGUUUUGUUUUUAUACACAAAUUCAUCCUUUUUUCCCCUUUUUCUUUUUGCAUUAAAUCCGUUGUAAGUA
Messenger RNA from Limanda limanda (common dab), 9984 nucleotides. RefSeq names its product E1A binding protein p400 (gene ep400). Bases 180 to 9167 code for a protein of 2995 amino acids. The record is from RefSeq and is a predicted model, not a curated record. NCBI's taxonomy places the organism in Eukaryota, Metazoa, Chordata, Actinopteri, Pleuronectiformes, Pleuronectidae. The transcript is spliced from 52 exons. Gene Ontology annotation, molecular function: ATP-dependent chromatin remodeler activity; ATP binding.